This is a messenger RNA of Suillus paluster, 1875 nucleotides long. RefSeq lists its product as uncharacterized. The coding region runs from base 20 to 1663 and encodes 547 amino acids. The transcript has 2 exons. Lineage: Eukaryota; Fungi; Basidiomycota; Agaricomycetes; Boletales; Suillaceae. The record is from RefSeq and is a predicted model, not a curated record.
UACACCACAACUUUCACCAAUGCCACCAAGAACGCGCAGACAACGAGCCCAGGCGGCCCAACAAAGCGAGGAGAUUGCAGAGAUUCAAGUCCAGAAAGCGCUGCUCAACUUUGAUGAGGAGAUCGAGCAAGACAAUGACGAGAACAUACACGUUAAUAGUGAUAAUGAUAGGGACUAUGAGGAUGAGACCGACGAAAACUCGUUCAACUUUCCUAUAGUGCCCCCACCACUCCGUUCCCUAACAAAUCCACUUCGGACGCCCUCGCAUGAAGACGCGCUUCGUGACAUCACCGAUGAGUUCUUUCAUCCACCUUCACCGUCUCCGAUCAAAGCAGUUCCCGUGUUUGGAAGCCUCAAACCACCUCGAAGACCAAAGAAACCAAAAAGCCUUGCAUUUCCGCAUGACCCACCAAACUGGCAGCCAACAUCACCACUUCCCCCUAGCUCGCCGCUCGCCUCGACUUCUACAUGUGGACCACAGAACUACGCGUCAACGUCGCAUGCGAAUGCUUACGAGUACAACAUGACCGCAUUUUAUCGACGCGCGCAAGAGGUGGAACUUAGAAGUGGUGAUUCUGACCCAUUCGGCUUUUUUGCGGCAGAGAAGGUGCUGAAAGAACGACGCGCUGCACGUCUACCAAGCGAGAGGCCUACACACGUUCAAUCUACCGCUUCACGUGCCACACCAUAUUCUACGCGUACCAGAACACAGCUAAAUCGCGCUACGUCUACUCCAACGCGCCCAGCCGCUUCCUCAGUCCCAAUCCCGACAAACGAUGAAGACAUCGAUGAUCUCUAUCUCGACGAACCAAUAUCGACCUCUAUGCCCGUCCCUGCACCCGUUCUACGACAUUCAUAUAUUCCAACUCCAUCGUCCUCCCCUGCUUCCCUCCGCUCGGAGAUAGCAGUGCCAGCCCUACUUAGACCUCGUCUGGACAUUUUGCAAGACCAACCCACGCGCAGUCGUGAUCCCCUCCGUACCCCGCGAAAACGUAAACGUGAUAUCGACGCCGCUACUCCCGCCUCCAGCGAUGUAAUAUCGAGUCCAUCACCUGUGAAGAUUAGCGUGACGAUUAGACAACCCCAAACACCGUCAGAUCGCCAGGAGACAGCAGAAGAGCACACUCCUGUCCCGAAACGUGCCACGCGUGCACAGGCAAAAGGGAAGGGGAAAGCGCAGGAUGAUGCACCCAAGCCUCGCAAACGUGUCCGCACUAUCAAAGACGAUUCUUCGUUGAGCCCGAGGCAGGCGUGCAAGAACUUGGAGAAACUCUUGCCGCGCAGAGCGACUACGCGAAGGGCAGCUGCCACGGCGAAAGCUGGGGGUAAAGGAAGGGUUAGGGUGGCUGUGGACCUUGUGAGUGAUAGUGACAGCGAGGAGGAGCAGAGGAAACGGAGGAAACCUGCAUCGAAGGCAAAGCCUGCUUCAAGGGCAAAGCCAACAUCAAGAAGUGCAAAACCUGUGUCAAAGGGUGUUCAAAAGUCGCCCUUGAAGAGCGGGAAGCGGGGUAAGGGCAAGGAAAAAGCAAAGCCCCUUGAGGAUUUAAUGGAGAUGUCAGAUGAUACCCGCGAGCGAUACGACCAAGAACGCCAAGCGCGCCUUGAGUACUUCCGCAAGCUAGAUGGUUACCAGAUGAAGAAGGAGAAUGUAUAUGUAGUUUGAAGUUCCUGCACACGGAACAGUGGAAUUUUCGGUUUCAUCUUGCUUUCAUUUUCACAGCCCACUGGCAAGCUUAUCUUAUGCGAUUGUUUUGCAUCAUGCGUAAAAUGUUUCGUUGCUAUCGAAUGUUCCAGCAUGUAGAUGAAGCCUCGAUGAAUGUAAUUGGGAACCGUACAGUAGUUCGCAUCUCCUUGUGGCUUCGUGUUCACUCACUA